GAUAGGCAGAACGAAGGUGAUCAUUCCUUUUUAGACCGUAGUGACGGUCAGAGUGAGGUCGAAACAGAUCACAGACGAGAACACCGGAGUACAGAAAACAGUGACAUUUUGUUGUGUACGUACAAUAAAAAUUUAAACUGCAAUCACAUUGUUGUGUUUGUUGCGAGACAGGCAGGAUUAUCCUUCAAACGUGAAUAGCUUGAAGUGUUGUCAAUUAGCUUGCUAGCUGUUUAUUACAGAGGUUAGCAAUUAACAGCUAACAGUUAACGUCCCUGUUAUUUAGCAUUGUUGCUUUUUGUAGGAGUUGGGAAGGAGCCUCAGACCUCUGUGUGCUGUUUAUAUAUUUUCCAGGUGUGUCAUUAUUUUCUAUUCAUUUGUUGUGUUGGAUGUUUAUACCAGAGAGUGUUGAAGUAGAGCUUUGUUUACUGUGGUCCUGGCGUUAGCUAUUUUUUCCUCUAUGCUAGCUCCCGCUGACUAGCGAGCUAACUACUUCUGUUGUUUCAUGAUGUUUUGGAUCUGAUGUAAGUUCGCAUCAUCCAGGCAACACAGCACAACAACGCAUUUAUUUAGCGUCAUCUCCCUCCCCCUGCAAGUGCUGACAUUGCCCCACCCCUCGCGGCUCCUACUCGGGUCUAGUGUGAACACAAUUGCCUAGCUGCACGAUUAGAACGUUCACAAUUUCCGCUUUAGUUCCGGUAAGCUAACCCAUUUCCGGCAAAGAGUAUGUUCCAGUUGGAUCCUGAAGAUGUCGCUUUUCUACAGUCGAUGUUUGCAAGAUUUGCCAAAGAUCACGGUGAACGAUGUCCACCGAAUUAUUCAGGCGGCAUCAUCCACUCCACGGAGUAAACGGGAGAAAGGAUUCAAGAUGUAUAUAUCUAGUUACAUCGACAAUUUUGAAGAUCCUCCUUGAUGGCUCCUCUCCAGUACAGCUGUGUGAGGCUGUCUGUUCCUGUGUGGCUGGCCAGGUACUUUGCAAUCACAAUGUUGCCCUGCUCUACCAGACUGCACAUUAUUCACAGCUCCAACUUAGUGCUGUACCACCCGUCCGGAGCUGCACUGAGACAGAGCAACGCUGGCACAAGCCACGGACCAUGGGUGUUAAGCCAGGCCGAGUUAGGGAUAUGGUUGUGAUGGCGGCUAAACCAAAACAGAGGACUGUAGGAAGUGGUGUAAGAAGCACACUGUAUAAAGCAGUGCAGGGGGAGCUGCCUGAUCCAGACAUGCUGAAGGUGGCAGAGGUCUACGCUGACUUCCCUGCUACAUUGGCGCCACUCAUCACCACCAUGGCAAUCAGCUCAGAUAUCCCUCUGGUCCAGUCAGCGCUUGGACAAGUCCAGGAGGGAAGUCUUAUUGCAAUGCAGCACCCGGUAACCCUCAGUAGAAAUAUCCAGUAUUAUCCAGAUGCUCCUCCACCACCACCUUUACCGUUGACUGAUUACAGAAUGGAACCCACGGCCUGCCAGUUUGUUUGCAGCUUCCAACAACAGCUGCAUCUGGUCUCUCUGCAAACAAGUUUGGAAACUGCCAGACAGGUGGAGGCUUCUACUCGGGACCAAAGCCUGUCUGUGGAGUGGUAUCGAGUUAGGAGCCUACGUGUGACAUCGUCCCACUUCAGAGAGGUCUGCCAUGUGCGAGGUAACAGUACAGCACAGCAGCUUGCAGAGAGGAUGAGAAAGGGUGUGGUUCAGACCGCUGCUAUGAAGAGGGGCCUGGCACUGGAGCCGGUUGCUGUUGAGGAGUACUGCAGGGUCAAGAACCUCAACUAUUGGCCCUGUGGAUUUGUAAUCCAUCCUGAUGCCCCCUGGUUAGGCUGUUCCCCUGACGGCAUUGUGUUUGAUCCCUUAGAAAACCCUCCAUUUGGCUUGGUGGAGAUCAAAUGCCCCAAUGCUAAGAGCUAUGUCGACUGCAAGUACUUAAAAUCAAAUGGUGACACUAUGUCACUAAAACGGCAGCAUGCAUACUAUUGGCAGGUUCAGGGGCAACUUCUCAUCACUGGCAUGGAAUGGUGUGACUUUGUUGUCUUUGCAGAAGAUGACAUGGUCAUACAAAGGAUAUACAGAGACAAGGAGAUUGCUGAAGUGAUACGAGAGAAGGGAGAUCACUUUUUCUUUUAUUUUUACAUGGCUGUUUGUUUAAGAUAAAAAAAAAUAAUCUUUACUUUCUUACAGAUUGUUCGAUUUACAUUCUGUCUUGAGUUUACAAUUGUUGUUAUUCUAGAUUACCCAACUUUUUGAAUCAGUUGAAGUAAAUCAGUUCAAGUUAUAGAUUUGUAAAAAUGAACAAUAACAUCUCUACAUUCUGUAAUGUUUGGGGUGUCAACAGCAAGACAUCAGUUCAAGUUGAAUACAUAUCUACACAAAAUGAACAAUAACAUCUCCACACCUGGUGAUAUUUGUGCACCUGUAAAAAUGAACAAUAACAUCUCUACAUUUGGUGAUAUUUGUGCACAUGUAAAAAUUAAUAAUAACAUCUCUACAUCUGGUGGUGAUUGCACACAGCAGAAAAAUGUCUCAUAUGUAUUAACAUAUACCAAAACAUUUACCAAAAAUGAACAGCAUCUCUACAUUUGGUAAUAUUUGUGCAGGUGUAAAAACUGAUAUCGUUAGGAUCUUUUUUUUUUUGUUUGUGCACAUCCAACAUCAAAACAUCGAGUUUGAUACAGAUUUGCAAAGAAAGAAAUCUGUUGUAAAGGUAAUUUUGUUCAGCUGUACACACCUGGUCCUUAGAAGUGAGCAAAAGUCACCUCUUUGAUUGAAAUUAAACAAUAACAUGAUUGAAUUAAAGAGCAGCAGGUAUCUGUUCAAGUGCUGUAAAGAUUUGUAAUAAUGUACUAUAACAUGUUUGAAUUGAAGAACAGCAGAUAUCUGUUCAAGUGCUGUAAAGAUUUGUGAAAAUGAACAAUAACAUCGCUUGUGUAGACACUAACCUACCACCUGUGUUUUUGUCUUGUUUCCUGACAGACAAGCUCUGUACAAACUUGUAAAAAUGUACUAUAACAUGUUUGAAUUGAAGAACAGCAGAUAUCUGUUCAAGUGCUGUAAAGAUUUGUGAAAAUGAACAAUAACAUCGCCUGUGUAGACACUAACCUACCACCUGUGUUUUUGUCUUGUUUCCUGACAGACAAGCUCUGUACAAACUUGUAAAAAUGUACUAUAACAUGUUUGAAUUGAAGAACAGCAGAUAUCUGUUCAAGUGCUGUAAAGAUUUGCAAUGAUGUACUAUAACAUGUUUGAAUUGAAGAACAGCAAAUAUAAGAACAAUAACAUUUAAAGAACUGAUUAAGUUAACAAAACAAACAUUUCAGAACAGAUUUUUUGCUGAAAUAACCGAUUUAAAAAUAACCAUUCACUUU
This is a messenger RNA of Sardina pilchardus (European sardine), 3352 nucleotides long. RefSeq lists its product as uncharacterized. The record is from RefSeq and is a predicted model, not a curated record. Lineage: Eukaryota; Metazoa; Chordata; Actinopteri; Clupeiformes; Clupeidae. Gene Ontology annotation, molecular function: zinc ion binding. Bases 801 to 2141 code for a protein of 446 amino acids. The transcript has 4 exons.